AUGAGGGCAUUCGUGAACCGGGAUGACCUGGACUUCGGAGCUGUGAGCCGCAUGACACCCGUGCAGGAGUGGGAGCUUGUGGCGGAUGGAGACCCUCGUGGGGUGAUAGAGUAUCCCGUACAGGUCUCCCGCUUCACGGGUGUCCACUCCCUGGACCUGCACCUGAGUGGGGCCUCCGGUGGCUCGGAGACGGAGGCCGUGGAGGUGACCUUCCUGGGGCUGAAGGGGGAGUUUGCGGAGCGGCGGCGGCAGGCCGUUGAGACAGUGUACGAAUCUCGUCCAGUUCCCGGAGAUCAGCCGCGGAUCCCGGGCAUUGGGGAGGGUGCCCAUUGGCACUCAUGA
Molecule: messenger RNA, 342 nt
Organism: Volvox carteri f. nagariensis
Lineage: Eukaryota; Viridiplantae; Chlorophyta; Chlorophyceae; Chlamydomonadales; Volvocaceae
Exons: 4
Coding region: 1-342 (113 amino acids)
Source: RefSeq, a predicted model, not a curated record